Anneissia japonica is the source of this 4984-nucleotide messenger RNA. RefSeq names its product cell adhesion molecule 4-like. NCBI's taxonomy places the organism in Eukaryota, Metazoa, Echinodermata, Crinoidea, Comatulida, Comatulidae. The coding region runs from base 488 to 1879 and encodes 463 amino acids. The record is from RefSeq and is a predicted model, not a curated record. The transcript has a single exon.
CACAUACAGCGUAUAAACGAACGAAGACGGAAAUUAAGGUUCUAUGAACAACGAACGAUACAAACAAUUGAUAGUUCCGGGCAAGGUAACAGAUAUUCAUUGCUUUCUAUGAGCAAACCUCUGUAUCACAACGCCAGUAUUUUCAAAGAAAACACGGGGUUGUUUAAGUAUUACUUUGUAGGAAUCGUGUAAAGUAAUGGCUGGAUUGGAAUACACCUGUAACAAAGGCGGUAAAAUAUUGAUUGAUUAGAAAUGAGAAGUAAACGCAGGUGCUAAACAAGCUUCGCUGUGUCUCGCUUCAAUUCCUGGAGCAAUAUCACGUUUAUUUUCUGUGCGAUCGUCAUACUUUCAGGUUGUGCUCAACUUCGUUAACAAAAUGUACGGCUGAAACAGAUAAAAUAGGCCUAUCUCUUUGGAAAAGACUAAUAUGUCCUAAUUCUUAUGAUAGAAUUAUCAAAUAGGAUUGUUUCAUCGGACGAUUUUCAAAAUGUUAAUGUGUUCAUCAAUAAUAGGAAUAGUUUUCAUUACUGGACUAAUUUUUUCUACUCUACCUCUCUGUCAAACGUACAGUUUUAGAAUUGUGCCACUACGGCCUAGUGUCGUGGAAGGAGGAACUGUUAAUUUGGUUUGCGAAGUUUUAAACACCAAUGAGGAUGAAGAGUACAUUUUCAUAUGGGAAAAAGACGGUGAGAUUGUUGCUGGAGAACAUUCGGUUAUGGGCCCAACGCGUCAAACAAGACAUCGCAUGGUGGCUGACCUCCUCUCUGAGGAAAAACGUUUCAUGUUUCUGCUGAAAAUCGAACCUGUAAAUGUAGAGGACGCUGGUGAGUAUUCCUGCUCAGCAGAAGAGAGCAUGAAGGUACGGAAGACGUCCUUGCAACGCGCGGUACUAAUGGUAAACCAAGUUCCCGGCUCGCAGUAUCCUAAAUGCUUGUCUGAAAUUGAUGGUGGUUUCCCAGAAGGCGAAGAGGUUACAAUAACGUGCGUUUCAGAGCUUGUUACACCGCCUGUUACUCUCCAGUGGCAGCGCGAUGGACAGUCAAUCCCUACAAAAAUCGAAAAUAAUGUGAAAGAAGGUCUAAUUAAAGCGCAUUACACAUUUACACCAACGCCUGAUGAUAGUGGCAGUAAGUUUAUCUGUGACAUGAGGUCAUCUGCGAUCAAGCCAUCUAAACGUCGACAAUGUGAGAUCAAUUCUGUGGUUGUUUUGCACAAACCAAUAAUACGAAUUCGCUAUCCUGAAAUCGUGCACGUGGGUAAGGAAUCAAUAUUUAUAUGUGAGAGCUUUGCAAACCCCAUACUGACGACCUAUGAAUGGACUUUCUCGUUUAAAUUGUCAGAAAGGAUACUAAUUGAUGAUACUACACAUCAAAUACUGCGACUUCUGGAACCUUCACUAUCAGACGAUGGAGCCCAGAUUACGUGCAUGGCCACUAACUCUAUCGGCACGUCAUCCUCAACUGUGACAAUGCACGUACGCAAAGAAACAGCCACUGGCAACCAGCAUACAACAGAUGAGUUAAUAGAUGAUGGUAUCUAUGAUUAUAAUACUGGAGGGUAUUUUCUUGGUGUCCCCACGUCAAUUGCGAUCCUAGGUUUAUCUGGAGUCGUCAUUUUCUUACUAUUUGUAACUAUAACCCCCGUCUGUUAUUGCUGUCUGUGUGGAAGACGGGUGUCCUCAAAAGAAAGCAUAGCUCAACCAGAUGUUUACAUCGAACCGAAAGACUCACGGAUUCUUCCCCAAGUCCCGACGUCCGACGACUUGGCACCCUGGAUGAGAUCUGUCGCAUCACAAGUACCAGACGACUGGGACGUGGAGUAUUCAGAGAUUGGCGGAAAACCCCCUCCUUUAAAAAUCGCAAAAUGUUCUUGUGUGUGAAAAUUACUGAUCUUACUUUGCAAAAGAACUACAACGUAUUUUGGAUGCACGCGACCCCAGUCAAGUUAAAGUGUUCGCACAACUGUUGCUUUGGCGGAUCAACACAAGUGACGUCCCUUGAACUUACAAACAUCGUUUGCUUUCCAAAUAUAUAUUAGUCUUAAAAUGUUCUUGAGUACAGAUUUUAAUGAAGAUAGCAAGAGGCUACAAAUCUCUUCGGGAAUUUAAGGUCUAAUGUUGAGCAUACCAAAGGGCCUAUUCAAAUUUAUGAAAUUUCUGGUAUCACAUAAUUCGGUGUUUAUAUAAAUUGAUUAUUGCAGAAUGCUGUUAGUUGAGAUAUGAAGAACUGGUAUUGCAUUGGUGAACAUAUUGCAUAUCGUGCGUAAGUGCCAAUGAAUUUCAAGACAAAACAGUAAAUGUAGGUCUGUAUUCAUAUUCUUAAAUUAGAAUUAUGAAUAAUAUGUAAUGCAUCAUUCUUUAUUAUAGCUUCAGUACCGUACCGUAAGGAAUUGAGUUGCCAUGAUCUGAGCUUAAGGCCUAUAAUAAUAGAAAGUACGUACACAGUUACUAGCUUGAGGAGUUUAAAUCGCUGUGAUAAUUACCGUACGACUUCUCUGUGUUAUUAUUUCUACUUAAGCCGAUUUAACUACAAUGAGAGCACCGACUCAGUGCAGACGGCGUUUGUGAACGGGAAAGCAGGUAUCUGAGGCGGUUAAUUUUGGUUAGUGUUGAAAUUUUAGUACAGUACUAAUAGGUCCAUUAGCAUUUCGUUAACGACUUGUUAAAAAUUAUUUGAGGAAUUAUAUUGGCUCCCUAACCCAAGUGGCGGUGUCAGUGGAUAGGGAACCCUCCCCUCCCCCGUCGUUACUACUGUAAGCCCCCCGUCGGACAUGAAUAUUCAAACCAUCAAAAUCAGAAAAAAUGGUUUAAUUGUUCACAAAUUUUUGGAGAACACAAUCUAAAACGAACACAAUCUAAAAGGAACAGCUUAAAAUGACCAAAAAUUGCCCAGUUUCUUUAGGCAGCAGAGGGUUAAACCUCUGGACCACCACAUAAGGUCUAAUCCCCUGGCCCACGCCGGAAAUUAGUACUUUCUCCUCCCCCACCACAAAUAUUGUCGCCGCCACUGGUGUAACCACUCAGCUGCUUGGAAGUUGAUGGUAUGGAUUUCCUACAUCAAGGUCUUUAUUCAAUAUUAUUAAUAUAGAUAAUAUUUAUAAUAAUAAAAUAAUUAAACUUUCUGUACUCCAUGUUAAGAAUAUGGUUACUGAGACAAAAUCUGAUGGUAUGGAUUUCCACUUAAAAUUAAUAAUUCAAUAUUAUUAUUACAGAAAUAAUAUUUAUAGUAAUAAAAUAAUUAAACUUCCUGUACCCAUGUUUAGAAUAUGGUUAUUGAGACAAAAUCACUGGAUGAUUGUCCCGACGUUUCGGUGAGAUUGAGAACGAAAUCUGACCGUCAUCAGGAGAAUUUUCUGAUGACGUCAGACUCACACGCAUCAGAUUCACACACAUUGUGUACCGAAAGUUUAAUUAUUUUAUUAUUAUUUAUACUCGCCACCUCAAAUCUUCAAAAAUAAUGUUUGCAUACUUUAAAAUAGUUGCAACUUGAUAUUUUUGGGUAGACCUAUGUAUGAUUGCCAGGUGGUUUAGAAGGUCGAUUUUAUUUAAAAACGUCGAUGGGCUGCGUUUGUAAAUUCUAGAAGAUGUUGCAUCUCCGAUGACGGAUAAUGGGUUCUGAAUCAAAAAACGUAGAUAUUAGGCCUGGAGAAUUUUCUUUUUUUUUCCGUAAUUGUAGAACUACGGUAUACAACCCAUUAAAAAAAUCAUGGGGAAACGUUAAAACUCAGUUGAAGAACUGUCGGUGUCUCCUUAGUGUAUUGGAAACUAUACCGUAAUAGGCCUAGCACAGAUUCCAACAAAGGUAAUAGGCCUACGCACAAUAUUACUUAAGCGUUUCGUUAAGGUAAUUACUGAUUAACCAAACUAAAACAUUAUCAACAUAAGCCUAAUACAAAUCUAUUUUCAACUUUCGGGCUCACGUUCCAAUAUAAAGCAGUGCGGUGAUAUGAUGAUAAUCAGACAGACUUAAUGCUCUAUAAACUUACAAUCUGAAUCCUAAAGAGUGGAGUUGAAUUUUGCACAUUUUUAAAUACUGAUCGAUCUGUGACGUCAUCUUACUGUUCGACAAUACAUAAAUGAAACCUAUGAUUAUAUUCUCUAAUGUUAAUAUAAUAUAACGAAAUAGUGAUUUUUAUACAAAGGUGUAUUAUUAUUAUUAUAUACAUUAUUAAAUGUAAUGUAUACUCAGGCUAUCAUGCUACUACUACAUGUACUAAUAAUAAUAAUUAUUAUAAAAUGAAAAAAAAAAAAAACUACUUUCAAUCCAAUUCAAUUCAAUUUGAUUAACCUAUCUACUAGAGGUAAACUGUAUAUUCAUUUACUUAUGUAGGAGGCUUAUUUUAUGGAUUUUUCUUUUUGUAAGCCACGGUAGGCCUAAGUUCUAAUCAUGAUAAUACCGUUCCAUUGACACGAACAGCAUAAUUGUGAUAUUUUUAUAUUAUUUCCAUUAGCAUUCAAAUAUUUAAUGCAUUAUGUAAAAAUUAUUUGCAUUGCAUGUUUAAGUUGUUGGUCAUAUGCAAAAUAUAAAUACUGAUCAAAGAUUUUAAUAUUUUGAAGACACUAAUUCGCUCUACAAUAUUAUGCACUCGGAAAACAAGCGUUUUUGUGAUUUUAUUUCUCAAAGUAACUAUACAAUAUAUUUUCUUGCCAUUAAAAGACGAAUUAAAUGCAUGCAGUAAAUAAUACCGCGUCCCUAAUUCUUGCAGUGUGGUGGUAAAUAAACUGCUUUAAACUGUCUCAACUUAUUUUAUCCUUUUAAAUUAAUUUUUUUUUCAAGUUUUAGCAUAAAGGUUCCGAGAGUAAAUUAGUUUAGUAUAGUACUUUGUGUUUCAAAUCAAUAAUCGCAUGUGUUUUGAUAACAACAGGAGACGAAAAUUAAUCAAUUUCAUCCAGAUGUUUUUAUAAGUUUCUGUCGCCACUUCUCAUAUCACUGUUUUUCCAAGUAUAUCUCAUUAAAUAUAUUGCUUCAUAUGUUUGAAGACUCAA